This is a messenger RNA of Pongo pygmaeus (Bornean orangutan), 10866 nucleotides long. It is a transcript of the gene SV2C, whose product is annotated as synaptic vesicle glycoprotein 2C. Gene Ontology annotation, cellular component: synaptic vesicle membrane. Gene Ontology annotation, molecular function: transmembrane transporter activity. Bases 232 to 2415 code for a protein of 727 amino acids. Lineage: Eukaryota; Metazoa; Chordata; Mammalia; Primates; Hominidae. The record is from RefSeq and is a predicted model, not a curated record. The transcript is spliced from 13 exons. Gene Ontology annotation, biological process: chemical synaptic transmission; transmembrane transport.
ACCACUCCGCGCGCUGCAGGCGAGAGUGGCAGACGGAGGCAGCCCGGGGAAGCGAGCCGGAGCGGCGCCCGCACGGAGGCGGCUGCAGUGCUGACACCACUCAGGGCAAGGGUCUCCGACGGCUGGAGUGUUCUGUUUUGAACCCAAAGUGGAUGAUGCUGUCAGAGCUGAACCACUGAACGGAGGCUGUGAAAAUUUCCCAUCUUCUCAGUGGCCAUCAGUUGAGAUAAGAUGGAAGACUCUUACAAGGAUAGGACUUCACUGAUGAAGGGUGCCAAGGACAUUGCCAGAGAGGUGAAGAAACAAACAGUAAAGAAGGUGAAUCAAGCUGUGGACCGAGCCCAGGAUGAAUACACCCAGCGGUCCUACAGUCGGUUCCAAGAUGAAGAAGAUGAUGAUGACUACUACCCAGCUGGAGAAACCUAUAAUGGGGAGGCCAACGAUGACGAAGGCUCAAGUGAAGCCACUGAGGGGCAUGAUGAAGAUGAUGAGAUCUACGAGGGGGAGUAUCAGGGCAUCCCCAGUAUGAACCAAGCGAAGGACAGCAUUGUGUCAGUGGGGCAGCCCAAGGGCGAUGAGUACAAGGACCGGCAGGAGCUGGAAUCAGAAAGGAGAGCUGACGAGGAAGAGUUAGCCCAGCAGUAUGAGCUGAUAAUCCAAGAAUGCGGUCAUGGUCGUUUUCAGUGGGCCCUUUUCUUCGUCCUGGGCAUGGCUCUUAUGGCGGACGGUGUAGAGGUGUUUGUCGUUGGCUUCGUGUUACCCAGUGCUGAGACAGACCUCUGCAUCCCAAAUUCAGGAUCUGGAUGGCUAGGCAGCAUAGUGUACCUCGGGAUGAUGGUGGGGGCGUUCUUCUGGGGAGGACUGGCAGACAAAGUGGGAAGGAAACAGUCUCUUCUGAUUUGCAUGUCUGUCAACGGAUUCUUUGCCUUCCUUUCUUCAUUUGUCCAAGGUUAUGGCUUCUUUCUCUUCUGUCGCUUACUUUCUGGAUUCGGGAUUGGAGGAGCCAUACCCACUGUGUUCUCGUACUUUGCUGAAGUGCUGGCCCGGGAAAAGCGGGGCGAACACCUGAGCUGGCUCUGCAUGUUCUGGAUGAUCGGUGGCAUCUACGCCUCUGCCAUGGCCUGGGCCAUCAUCCCGCACUAUGGGUGGAGCUUCAGCAUGGGAUCGGCCUACCAGUUUCACAGUUGGCGUGUGUUUGUCAUCGUCUGUGCACUCCCCUGUGUCUCCUCCGUGGUGGCCCUCACGUUCAUGCCCGAAAGCCCACGAUUCUUGUUGGAGGUUGGAAAACAUGAUGAAGCUUGGAUGAUUCUGAAGUUAAUUCAUGACACCAACAUGAGAGCCCGGGGUCAGCCUGAGAAGGUCUUCACGGUAAACAAAAUAAAAACUCCUAAACAAAUAGAUGAGCUGAUUGAAAUUGAGAGUGACACAGGAACAUGGUAUAGGAGGUGUUUUGUUCGGAUCCGCACUGAGCUGUACGGAAUUUGGUUGACUUUUAUGAGAUGUUUCAACUACCCAGUCAGGGAUAAUACAACAAAGCUUGCAAUUGUUUGGUUCACCCUGUCCUUUGGGUACUAUGGAUUAUCUGUUUGGUUCCCUGAUGUCAUUAAACAUCUGCAGUCCGAUGAAUAUGCAUUGCUAACCAGAAAUGUGGAGAGAGAUAAAUAUGCAAAUUUCAGUAUUAACUUUACAAUGGAAAAUCAGAUUCACACUGGAAUGGAAUACGACAAUGGCAGAUUCAUAGGGGUCAAGUUCAAAUCUGUAACUUUCAAAGACUCCGUUUUUAAGUCCUGCACCUUUGAGGAUGUAACUUCAGUGAACACCUACUUCAAGAACUGCACAUUUAUUGAUACUGUUUUUGACAACACAGAUUUUGAGCCAUAUAAAUUCAUUGACAGUGAAUUUAAAAACUGCUCAUUUUUUCACAACAAGACGGGAUGUCAGAUUACCUUUGAUGAUGACUAUAGUGCCUACUGGAUUUAUUUUGUCAACUUUCUGGGGACAUUGGCAGUACUGCCAGGGAACAUUGUGUCUGCUCUGCUGAUGGACAGAAUUGGGCGCUUAACAAUGCUAGGUGGCUCUAUGGUGCUUUCGGGGAUCAGCUGUUUCUUCCUUUGGUUCGGCACCAGUGAAUCCAUGAUGAUAGGCAUGCUGUGUCUGUACAAUGGAUUGACCAUCUCGGCCUGGAACUCUCUUGACGUGGUCACUGUGGAACUGUACCCCACAGACCGGAGGGCAACAGGCUUUGGCUUCUUAAACGCGCUAUGCAAGGCAGCAGCCGUCCUGGGAAACUUAAUAUUUGGCUCUCUGGUCAGCAUCACCAAAUCAAUCCCCAUCCUGCUGGCUUCUACUGUGCUCGUGUGUGGAGGACUCGUUGGGCUGCGCCUGCCUGACACACGAACCCAGGUUCUGAUGUAAUGGGAAAAAAAGCCAUCCUUCCUGCGUUUCUUCCUCCUGCCCUGGGUCAAUUCUCCUUCCUGACUCAAGGCUUCAGAGUUUUCCUAUAUAGAAAGGUGAUCAACUAUCAGAACAUAAACACGUGCUGUGACUUGAAAUUUAGAAGCAUAUCAUCUUGCCCCUUUGUGAUUUUGCACAGGUUUUUUUGUUUGUUUGUUUUGUUUUAAUGCAUUGUUAUCUUUCCAAACUGUGAUGCUACUGCCUCCUGCAAAUCAGUGGAAGCAUUUCUAAAAUGCCCUAGGCAGCCAGGCUUCCCUGGGGUUCUGCUCAUUGAAAGUUUAGAAGCUAAGAAGACUGGGCUGGUGUAAGAAAUAGAUCCUGCUCCUAAUUUAACAUUAACAGGAAAUAUAAGUCGGCACAUUAUUGCAUUUGUGCUGAGAAGAGGGAUUCUUUUUUUUUUUUCUAAGAGUGAUAUUUCCUGUUUACUUAGAAAAGGACACCCAGUAAUUCUCACUGUUAUAGCAGAGCCUUUCAAAGAAAACCAUGUGGCACCAAACAGGGCUGGGUGGGGCUCUUUGGGGCAAGACAAUUAAGGUGACUCUGCUGACAAGAAAAAUAAAAGCUCUGCAAUUAGCAGCAAAAAUCUGAGUGAGCUGCAUAAGCAAGAUUUCUGUCAGAAAGCCCAAUUAAACCUCUGAAGAGUGUGAGGAAAAAGAACUGUAACAGUAUCUGUGACUGCGGCAUGUGGUUCAGAAUGUUUGAAAAUCAGAGAUCGGAGAGAGAGCUUCUUGCCUCCAUUUACCACUCCCACUCCUUCAGCUGCCCUUGGUCUUGCCAGACAGCAGAUUCAGGGAAAGAAAGCUGCUUCUUAAAAACUGUCUGCCUACCUGAUUCUGCCGCUUACCCACACUGUCUCUAGUCUAGAGACUGCCAGUGGAUAGCUAAAUUGUAAAUUGCAACUUAGGAAGAAAUUCACACCUAGAGCCAUUUGGAAAUACAAAAUGGCACCUCUUUCCAGUACCUCUUUGCUGUGGGACUGGCCCGCCAGGACCCCCACCCCACCUGCACUGCAGUUGACAUUCAGCUUCCCAGCUGGCAUCAGCAAAGAGGGUUUGUCCCUCUAGCUUCCCCAGGGCUGGCCCACUGCUCAUUGCGCUCCUGGCUCCCUGUAAAAUCACAGCCCGCCUGCACUCCUGAGGGGCCCUCUCACAGGCAGACCAUCUCCCUGUGGUUGUUUGACUGCUCAUUUUACCUCUGGAAUCUGCCUGGGCUUGGAAGAAAGAGGUCAGCCAGGACAUUCCCAGGGGCCCGCUGUCAGCUACAUGACCUCCUCGCCUCUCGGGCUCCCCUUCCCCGCAGGCUCGUCCUUUUUACACAUCUUCUUUGAAAUCUGAACCUUCCUUGUAGACUUGCAGCCAAUGACCAGAAGCCAGGAGUAAAUCCCAUAUUUAAACAAUAUUCCUUUUUUAACUGCCUCGAUAGAGGUUUAUUCUUGUUACUUAUUAUAGGCACUUUCAGGCAAGCCAUAGCUUGGGGCCUCCAGGAAGGGAAAGCUUGUUUCCACUAAUCAUUAUAUUCAGAGAUGUCCUAACUCCCCUGAGGUCCCCCUGCCUCCCCCUCCCCUUCCUAAUGAUCCCUCGUAGAGCUCAGACUAAGUGAAAAGCUUCUUUCAUUAACAUAAGCCAUUAAUCGACUUCCCCUUGAAGUAAUUCAGGUCUGCAGAGGGGGGAAGACUGGUGUUGGGGGCAGUGGGAAGAGGGUGGUUCCCUGGGGAUCUGUGAUCAGGGCUAGAACAUCAGGAAAACCCAAACCAAAAACUGCAAAGGUGGCAGGAAGAAGAAAAAUCACUGAAGGCUAGACAAGAUGCAUUUGAAAGAUACCAACAGCACAGGGAAAGAAACAACUUUCUCUCACUUCUGCCUCCUAUCAUUUUAUUGAAGAACAAAGACAGCAGUCAAACAACCCAAGAAAGUACCCUGUAUGUUUUUCUUCUUCUACAUGUACCCAUUUUCCCACCUAUCUCUCCCUGAUUUGUCUUCUUAAAAAAGACAUUUGGGGACCUGAGCAAGUCUUUUAGUUGAAUGCAGCAUGUGCAGAAAUAACUGCAAAAGCCAGGAGUGCAUCUCCAUCAACCCAUCAAAAGAAAAAUAGAAAUGUACAUGGGCAUCGCUGUCUCUAGUCCUCUGUGAUAGUUCACUUUGCUAACUAGACUACCUUUACUUUUCAAAAUAUCUCUAAUGUCUGCUCUGGGGUCUAAAUGCAUAAAACAUUCCCAAGCUGCAGAGCACAGUUAUUCAGAAUUUUAUUUGAACACUGGGUUGGGUCAGCAUAGGAUAAACCAGCAAAACCUUACCUCAUGAGACUUGCCAUCCAUGUCCCCUGCAGAAGGACCGUUCUUGGCCUACUUGUUACCUAAUCCGAGCAUCCAUGGUGGCCUAAGAGGGAUAUUUUCUAAUCUCCUGGACAGUCUGUGGUCACAAACCUUCUUGGUCACCACCUCUCCCACCUUCUAUGCACUCUUCCCUGCCUCCUUGAGACUGUUCAUCACCUUGAUUUUCUAAGAGAGCUCAAAUCAUUUCCAAAGCAUGUGGUGUGGCCUGUAUAGCUUGCUCUGGAUUUAGCUGGAGAUUAAGAAACAGCCAGGAUAUUAAACAGAAACUCUCAGCUGUAUCAGUGUAGCAGGCCGCUGGCACCCAAACAUGCAACUGGCAUCUCAUUUCACCUACAGUAGAAGGAAAUGAAAAUUUGUACAAAAAUGAAAACCUAGGAAAUAGUCCACUUGCUCCUAUAUUUUUACCACCUUUUCUAACUAAAAUUUCCCUAUGGCUCUUUGGAAUCAAUCCAGAAUGCUCCCAAGUCCCAUUAUUAUCACAGAAUCUUCUCAGUAGGGAAAAACAAACAACUGCUUCAAACUGUGGAUUCUGUACAUACCGCAUUCUAUCCCAGGUAAUGGGUUUUAAGGCACCCAACUCACAUUCAGUCCUGCUGCCUGAAUCAUCUCACACCAGAGUACAGACCUGGGAGACGCAUGGGAGACGCGAUAGAUGGGUCCUAGCCUGAUCUUCACCACUAAGCGGUACAGGGACCCAUAUCUUGCUGUGCAGACUGGAAGUCGUUGAACAUCUCUAGUUCUCACUUUCCCCAUGCACAAAAUAAAGGAUUGGGACUAGUCUGCUCUCCACUCUCCAGCAUUCUAGAAGACAGUAAUGAAAAUAGCUUCAUCUUAUCUGCCUUCUUAUGCUAAACUCAUUUUUUUUUUUUAAGAUGGAGUUUCGCUCUAUUGCCCAGGCUGGAGUGCAGUGGUGGGACCUCGGCUCACUGCAACCUCCGCCUCCCAGGUUCAAGCAAUUCUCCCACCUCAGCCUCCCCAAGUAGCUGGGACCACACGCAUGUGCCACCACGCCCAGCUAAUUUUUGUAUGUUUUAGUAGAGAUGGGGUUUCAUCAUGUUGGUCAGGCUGGUCUCGAACUCUUGACCUCAAGUGAUCGGCCCACCUCAGCCUCCCAAAGUGCUGGGAUUACAGGCGUGAGCCACUGGCGGCCUCAACUCAUUUUUACAAGCACUAAAUAGGUUUAGUUUAUAAACUGAAAAAUUAGGAAAUAGGCACGCAUAAAAAGAGUGUAGGAAGUUGUUUGGGAAGCCCGCAUGGAAUAGGCCAGAAAGCACAGUCCCCAUGCUGUCUGCCCUGCCAGCAUCUCAGCAUCCUGAGUAGUAUCUCUGUUCACUGCAGGUUUGACAGUUACCAUUGCCCAGCCAGGAAAGGGCCCCACCCUGCCAGAUAAGGGCGCUUAGGUUAGAAGACUCUAUAAUUGCAAUAUUAGCCUACAGAUCUCCUGACUGUUUAUUCCAGUAUUUUCUUGAAACAUGGCCUUAAGUAUUAUACGUAGGCUUUCAGAAACAGUUUUUCAGUGAUUGUACCUAUAUUGGCAAAUAGACAAAUCUCACCAAAUCAGAGUUCAGGUUUUCACCAAAAACUGCUUAGUUGUCUUUCAAGAUACCUUAAGAGAUCAAAGGGGAGGUGGGAAAAGAAAUGUAGUGACAGAAGGGAGAGCCCAAGAUACCACUGAUAAGGUUCCAACAAAGAGAUUAGGACACAGCGGAGACUUUCUAAAUGCUAGGAUCAUUUCCCAAGCAGUCCAGGGGAAUACUUUCUGAUUCCCUCUGCCAAUCAAAAUAGAUAGAAGAUGAUAUUCUCCAAUUUUUUUUCUGUUUGAUGUCAAAAUGGCCUUUACCUAUUUCUUUAGUAAUAUACCUUAUCUGUUCAUGCACUAAAGGCUCUGGAGCCAGGAAUGUCUGAAUUUGGCCUUCACCUGGUAUCACAGAAAGACAACUGGGAUAUUGGUGUUAAGGGGCAUAUCGGCUGUAUGUUAGGUUUUCUUUAAUCCCCACAUCGUGCCAAACUUAGUCCGGUCACUAAGCCUAAAAACACCAGUCAUAUUGCAACAACUUCUGAAAUCUGUACAGUGGGAAACUCUGAAGUGGACUAUACGUUUCUUACAGUUUUUGUUUCUGCUCAGCAAAGUAUGUGUUUAAAGUAAAGCUUCUCUUGUUAUCUGUAAUGUAGACAAAAAAAAAAAAAAAAACUGUUAGUAUAUCCUGGAUGUAUUGCGUGUCCCUUCAUUGUUUCAGGUAUGGCAUAACAGUUCUCCGUGUGAUGUUCUUUUGCUCUAAAUGUUGACCAUUCCUCUUGUCACCUGUCUCUCACCAACCAGUCACAGAGCCAUUGCCAGGGCUCCCUUCAGUCUUUCUUAAACAAUAUCUAAAUGCAGUUUAGUAAUCCCAGGAUUUUGAGUUACAAGAAUACAGCUUGUGGGUCUGUUUCAGCUAGCAUGGUUGGGAAGGGGAAGAGCUGAGCCAAGCCUUCACUGAUCUCUUGUCAUUUCAUAUGAUUAUCCAGUAAAAGCUUAUUGAGCACCUCCCAUGUGAUAGGUAUUGAGACACUGUGCUGUGUGCAAUAAUUAAGCCUUUGGAGGAGUUAAAUGAGGGCAAGGAAAACAGAAUAAGAGGAAAACACUCUCACACUGACCCCCAUUACAUAUGAACCCUCCGCCCGCCCCCCCCCCAUAAAUACAAAGUGUUAUUUUUCCACAUUUAAAACAAAUAAUAGCCUUCAGCAGGCAGUGCAGGAACUAUUCAGUCAUUGGAAUUACCUUUGAUGAGAGGAGAAAGCUCCUUGAUUACCUGGUUUUUGUUGGAGAGACUAUUAACUAGUACUUGGGAAAAGAGAAAAAUGAAACCACACAUAAGCUGUUCCCUUAAAUAAUCUCAGCAGGAUAUUGCACUAAGAUAUUAUUCAAGGAAACGAAUCAGGAGCAGAGAUAGCCCCAUCUCUCUGGAGCAUUUUUCCUUUUUUUUUUUUUUUUUUGGGGGGGGCAGUGGGGGUGCGGGGGACGGAGUCUUGCUCUGUUACCUAGGCCGGAGUGCAGUGGUGCAAUCUCUGCUCAAUGCAACUUCUGCCUCCCAGGUUUAAGCAAUUCUCUUGCCUCAGUCUCCCAAGUAGCUGGGAUUACAGAUGCACCCCACUGUGUCUGGCUAAUUUUUUGUAUUUUUAGUAGAGACAGGGUUUCACCAUUUUGGCCAGGCCGGUCUCCAACUCCUAACUUCAAGUGAUCUACCCACCUUGGCCUCCCAAAGUGCUGGGAUUACAGGCAUGAGCCACCACGCCCGGCCUAAAGUCCCACUUUCUUCUGAGGUGUUCUUUUCAUGGCUUGAAACCAGAGACGGGAGCUAGGGAGUCUGUUCCCCAGCGAAUAACGUUGGAGUUUUCUCUUCAGAGCCAAGUCAGCAAAGCCUGCAGCUGCUGCCACUCCCCUGGUCUGUGCCUCCCAGGGUGUUUCCUUUCUGAUUUUGAAGAUCUGUGGGUGAGUCAAUUAUCUUUGCAGACAUCCUAAAGCAGCUUCCCUCCUCUCUACCCUCAGCAGAUAAGCCAUCCAGAAAACAGGUUCUGACAGCCAGUAGCAGGGGCAUUUUGGGUUUCAGUUUAAAACUGGUGCAUGUUGUUGCAAGUGUCUUGAAGUUGCAAAGGAUGUUUGGGGUUCUGGGGCCUGCAGGGGGGGCAGAGCAGAAAGAGGGUAGUUGUCAGUGACCCUCUACCCUCCUCUGAGAGCCCCAUUGCCAUUUUUGCCCACCAGUUCUCUUCUUACCUCCUCAGGGCAGUGCCCACUCAUUUCCUUUAUUUUCCUUUUGUUUUUUUUUUCCUUUCCUCCUCUGGUCGACAACCUCUUAAUUCUAGCAGGGUACAAAAGCAAGGCCAAGCUUUCUUGGGGCACUCGGGAUGAAAGGCCCAUCCGUGCCUGUUGUGGAGGCGCAGAGGUUGGAGCAGGUGGAGAACAGGAGUGGGUGCAGGGGAAGUGUGAACGCAAGGCUGCUGGCUUUGGCACAGCUCCCUGUGCAGGGCUAGAUUUCCAACUGCUUUUCAGUUCCUGUGCCCUGAUAGGAUGGGCACAGCUGGCAUGGAAUCAGAGCAGCCCAUCUCCAAAGCAGAAGUCUGAGAGCUCAGCAUUUGACUCCUGAAAGACCAGGAUGUUCCUACCUGGGUUCUCGAGAUUCAUUGGCUAGUGGAGGUAGAUGGUACUCUCCAUGUCUGCAGAAGAUCCCCCACUUCGUGCUGAAGGCUAGGUGCCUUCCAGUCAGGUCUGAAUGCUGAAAUUGCAGAGAUUGUCCACUCUCUGCCUACUCUACCACAUUCAUGCUGCCCUUAGAUCCAAGAGUGCCCAGGACUAGGAGCAGAAAGCAGUUUUCAACCCUUUGUUCAGACUCAGACGGGUUUUAACUCAAGCGGGUAAUCUACUCCAGCAGCAGCGGUGCAAAGUCCAAAACAGCUUUGUGGUGCCUGGGGAGUGACUAGGCAGCCUGCUCACAGGGGCUGGAGUCAUCUAAAGCUAGUGAUGAGCUGGAACAGCUUUGAACCAGUUCAUCAGAACUGAUUGUUAAAGUUUCAGAACUUUUGAGAGUCAGUUGAGAAACAUAGCUAUUACUAAAAAAUUAAAUAAGAUUAGAUAAAUUAUAGCUAAAAGCAAAGGCAACAUAUAGUCAAAGCUCAUCACUUUCUACUUAUUUUACUACAUUUUACCAUUAUCUGAGCCCAUGAGGUAAGGUAUGCCUAUUAUGUCUGUAUGGUAGAAAUCUUGUAUACAGGUAUACUACUGCACACACCUUCCCAAGUGAUAGUAUUUUUGUAGUUUGAGAUCAGCUAUAGUGGUGGUAUUUAUACCAUGGAAAGCAGCAAAGCCAUGCAAAUCAGACUCCUCCUAACCCCUAAGACAGUUGUUAAACAUUUACCAGCAUACCACCAUCUAAAGCCCUAAAGAAUGCUUGGCCUCCCACUGCAUAGACCCAGGCCACAUCACAUUGAGUUUCAUGGAUUUAUGGGUCAGCAUUGCACGUAAGUCCAAAGAAGGGGAAAGACUUAGCAAGCUCAAUCUCAUAUGAUUCACAAAGGGUUUCUUUCUGCAUUUGUAUUGACUCAGAAUAGGACCCAGUACAGAGAAUCCACUGUUUUCUAUGGGUGUCAUUCCUUCAGGAAGAAUGUACGGUAAAAUUGGCUAUUUCAUGCUAUGCAAACAAAAUGAAACUAGUUUGAAGUUGCAAAGUGUCUCCCCUCUUGUGCCCACGUAGUCAUCCAAGAAGGAAACUCCUUCCUUGCCUUGACAUUCACCAGGCCUGCCUAGAUAGAACUUGACAAAUUGGCCUAACUUCAUCUCCGCUGCUAUUGUUAUAUAUUUACUUUACUGAAUCUAUGUCCUAAGUCAGUCAGAAGAAAAAAGAAAUGUCUUUUUUUAAUAUACACUUUCUUAGCAUCCAUGCAGUUAUGUAUCCUCACCCUGAUCCAGGAACAUAUUGAACAGAUCAUAUGUCUUUUGUUAAUAUCUAGAUACACCAAAUAACAUGCUAGAAGAGUUUUCUCUUUCAGGUGAACUUCCAUUUUGAACAUAUGCUAAACGUACAAUCCACUGUCGUUUUAAUGAGAUCUUGUCGUUUUAAUGAGAUCUUGGCAAUGGUCCUGUCGGUUUUGGUGUUUGGAUUGUUUGGCUUUGUUUUUUUAUUCUUCCUGUUUUUAAUGCUGUGUAAGAUCUCCCGCUAUGAGUGUUCCAGUUACCCCUAUUGUACUGUAUAUAUGUGUGCUGCAUGUGUGAACUCCAGUAAAUUCUGUUUCAGGUUUUGGAGUUUUCAUCUUAAGUACAGCUGCUCCUGUUGUGAACUCAUCUUUCUUGUAUGCUCCUCUGUGUCUGAUUUCCAAUUGCCAAAAUGUUUGACCAAGUGUGUUUUGACAAAUAUCCCGAGACAGCCAUGCGUAUCCUUGUGAAAGGGCAUGCUCCAUGUGGGACGGCUCGUGUACAGCAUAAAUCAAACUUGGAAUUGUGUAUGCAUUUAUAUGCCAGAUAACUAACAUUCAUGUAACAGCUGCAAAGAUAUUUAGUGUAUAUCAGAUUAAUAAAAGAGCAUUUUUUUGCUCCAUUAUAUUCAAAUACA